Brassica oleracea var. oleracea is the source of this 909-nucleotide messenger RNA. RefSeq lists its product as uncharacterized. The record is from RefSeq and is a predicted model, not a curated record. The transcript is spliced from 2 exons. Lineage: Eukaryota; Viridiplantae; Streptophyta; Magnoliopsida; Brassicales; Brassicaceae. Bases 1 to 909 code for a protein of 302 amino acids.
AUGGCACUUGAUAACGGCGGAAGCGGCGGUGGAUGUGAAGCUGGCCACCAACAAUCUGCUUGUCCUAAUCGGGCUCGACGCGGGUUACUUAUCGAUGAAGCAAAUGAAGAGCAGAAUCCUAUCUACGAUGAAGAACCACCUGAAGAACAAGAAGAACUCCACCCAGACUCGGGACAUCUUCUGAUGGUACGCCGAUCGUGCUUCACUCCAAAGGCCGAGGAGCAAUGUCCACAACGAAAUAAGCUCUUUCAGUCACGUUGUACGAUCAAUGGACGAGUAUGCCCUUUUGUGAUUGAUUCCGGUAGCUGUGAAAACGUUAUAGCCGCAGACGCAGUCACUAAACUCAAGAUACAAGACGAGCCUCACCCUUAUCCUUACAAACUUUCGUGGCUCCAGCAAAAUCACGAUCUUGUUGUCACCCGUCGAGCGUUGGUCUCUUUCUCCAGCGGUCCUUCAUAUAAAGAUCAAGUUUAUUGCGAUAUCGCACCAAUGGACGCUUGCCAUUUACUCCUAGGCCGCCCGUGGGAAUCUGAUCGACGCAUACUUCAUGACGGCUUCCUCAACACAUACAGUUUCAUUCUUAGCAAUCACAAGUUCAUCCUCAAACCAUCAUCACCGGACAUCACCACCAACACUACAGCCAAAACCGCAAACCCAGUGUUAUUUCUACGCAAGACACCAUUUAUUUCAGCUAUGCAUGAAACCGUCAUGGUCCUUGCAGUUAUCACCAAACCAAAGCUCACUUCGCCCCACGUCGAAAUCUCAUCGGCUUUUACUAUUAUUUUAUCCGAGUUUUCAGAUGUCUUCAUUGAAGAUCUCCCGGACGGCCUUCCUCCUCUCCGCGACAUCCAGCACCGUAUAGACUUCCUCCCGGACGCUGCUCUCCCAAACCCUCUCAUUAUCGCAUGA